CAUUCUAUUCCACAGGCGAAUAUUAUAGGCCUAUCAUUUAAUGCACCCACAUCGUGGCAAGCAGUACUGUGUUGAAUUAUUAUUAUUGUUAUUUUUUAUAAAUGCUUAUUUGAACGGUUACUUGCAAACAACAAAAUAAAAAAGGAUAAAGAUGGCUGAAUUACCGAUGGGGAAAGGGGUUUCCGCAGGAAAAAUAGCGAGUAAUGUACAGAAAAAAAUUACCAGGGCUCAGGAAAAGGUUCUCCAAAAGCUUGGCAAAGCCGAUGAGACUAAAGACCUGGCAUUUGAAGAGGGUGUGAUUAACUUUAACAAACAGCUGGUUGAGGGUUCCAAACUGCAGAAAGAUCUUCGAGCCUAUUUGACAGCUGUGAAAGCCAUGCACGAGUCUUCUAGACAUCUCUACGAGUGCCUGGAUGACAUGUAUGAGACUGAUUGGUAUGGCAGAAAGGAUGUGGACUCCAUCUUCGAGGACUCAGACCUUCUCUGGACAGACUUCCAUCAGAAACUGGUGGAUCAUGCGCUUAUAUCCAUGGACACUUACCUGGGCCAGUUCCCUGAUAUCAAGGCCCGUAUUUCAAAGCGAGACCGGAAGCUGGUGGACUUUGACAGUGCCCGUCACAAUUUUGCCGGGGUAAACAAAGGCAAGAAAAAGGAGGGUAAUAAGAUCACCAAGCCUGCUUCUCUGCUGGAAAGGGCCGCUCCAGGCUGGGCUCAGGGUAUUCUGUCAGCCCAUAACGUGGCACAGACCAGCCUCUCCAGGAGUCAGGCAGAGGAAGAGUUGGAGAGGGCACAGAAGGUGUUUGAGGAGAUCAAUAUAGAUUUGCAAGAGGAACUGCCAUCAUUGUGGAACAGUCGUGUUGGAUUUUAUGUGAACACAUUUCAGAGUGUGGCUGGUCUAGAGGAGAAGUUUCACAGAGAAAUGGGCAAAAUCAGUCAGAAUUUAAAUGAUACUCUGGAGAAGUUAGAAAAUCAAGACAUGUCCAGAAAAACAGGUAGCCAAAGGGUGAGGACAUCAGCAGCUCAGAAGAGUGACAGACCACAAGAUGCCAAUCACACUUUGAGCCCAGGAGGACCACCGGCAAUUCCAAAAUCACCAUCUAAGCUAAGGCCUGUUGUUCCUCCACCUCCUAAAGUUACUCCAUCAAAGGACCUGAAGCAGGAAAGCAUUAUCAAUCUCUUUGAAGAGGCUGCCACUCCAAACAUCAGUGUCACCUCACCAACACAGUAUGAUGCUCCAGCCACUGCUAAUCUGCUGGAUAUGGACCUGGACUCACUCCAGGCUGCCACCACCCCAGCACAGACUUGGGAUUCAUGGGGGCAAGCAGAAAAGGAAGCUGAUGUGCCCCAGACAUGGGACGAUGAUGGUACCCAGCCUAUGGGCUCUAGCUGGGGCGAUGAUGGUUCCCAGGCUACCUGGGAUGAUGGUGGUAGCCAACCUGUGCGUGCUCCUCCCGCAUAUCCCACCUGGGAGGAUGAUGCCUCUCAGCCUGUGCAGGGGAAUGACAAUGGUUCUGUCCAGCAGGCCCAGGGGUGGGACGAUGAUGGGGCACAGGCCACAGACAAUACAGCUGCUACAGAAAUUGAAGCUGCUACAGAAGCUGAAACUCCGGCAGAGGCAACCACCAAGAGCACAGAGAGUGUAGAGAUGCCAGAAACCUUCCUGUUCAAAGUGAAAGCAAUGCACGAUUACACUGCCAAUGACUCUGAUGAGUUGGAGAUGAAGGCAGGAGAAGUGGUGUUGGUGUUGAACUAUGAUAAUCCAGAUGAUGAGGAUGAAGGGUGGUUAAUGGGAAUCUUAGAAUCCGACUGGAUAAAGUCUAAAGAUCAUGCAAAAAAAGGAGUCUUUCCAGAAAAUUUCACCCAGAGAAUGUGAGCCCGGACAUCAGCCUGAUCUGUGUCACUUCAACCCUUGCUCCGUUUCUAUUACUCCUUAUUCCACCUUCUAAACUUUCAAUAAAUAUGCAUAUAUGGAAAAUCUGUCCUACACCAACAAUUGCACAAUCUGUUGGUUAGGUUUGUGGAAGUUGUUUGCAUUGUUUUGGGUGUCCUCAUCAUGGCUCCAAUUUGUGACGGUGUAAGGACAGUAUGAAAUUGGAUAACCCCAUUCUUUGACAAAAGAAAAGUGUCAUUCUGUUACUUUGUUUUGCCUUUUAUGAUGUAGAGAAAGCUGUUUCAUCUGCCAGUGAGUUGCAUACCCAAAGUUAGGAAAUCGUCUAGUACUUUGGUGUAAAUUUGAUUAGACUAGGCACUCCUAACCAUGUACUUUUUGUGUAAAAAUGUUUGAAUGUCACGUCUCUAAAUUACGUAUCCAAUUUCUGAAUGAAAAGCAAAAUGUUGAGGAAAUUGCUUAUCCAUGUGGGCUAAUGAUGUAUGAUAUUGCUUAAACAAACCAUAGUUCUGCCACAGGUGGAAACAAACAGUAUUUAUUUUUAAGUGGUGAAUAAUUGCCCUCGUAGUUGCAUAAUCCUUCAGUAUGAAACAGUGCUUUUGAGACCAAGUGCUGAGCACUCUUCUGUGGAGAUGGAACUUGGCUACUCAAUGUCAAAGAUCUACCAGCACCAUUGUUCCUGCAUGUUUAAAUCAGUAAAAAACUAAAAAGUAAAAAGGAAGCAGACUCUAAUAUAGUAUAUUUAGUAUAUUAAUAGAGCAUAUUAAUAUACUCUAUUAAUAAUAGUAAUAGAGUAUAUUGUCCUUCUCACUAUGCACUCAUUCCUUAACAUACAGUAUGCAGUUAAUGUUGACACUAAUGACGCUGACGUAUUUAUCCCCGGACACUUGCUCAGGUUAAAUGUUAAUGAGCCUGUGUGCUGUGUCUAACCCUCAGCUUUACUGUAUACAGUACACAAUAUUACUGGCCACAGAUGUCUUUGAAAAAGCCAUUCCAGAUAUCUCUGUUUAUUAUUGUACUUCAUUGUGCAAAUGGAAUCAUGUAAAAAUAAUGUGGCUGUCUGUCAUUCAGUGAAAAAGGGUUUAUAUUCUGUGAAGGAGAAGUAGUCACAUGCUCUUCCUUCUUAACAUGAAAUGCAAUAAUGUCUGCACAGGUCUUUAUUUCUUUAUCAAUUGUAUUCAUAAACAUAUGUCAGAGAUAUUGGCAUUUUGUGAUUUGAAAAAAAGGGGUGGAUAUUAAUGCUCACAAAUGUGAGUUUUAAUAUGGUGCAACACUCAAAAGUUAUUCAGAAUAUGCAUAAUAUGAAUUCCAUAAUCUUACACUGUAUUUAUAUUUUUAUUUUUGUAUAUUGUGAGACAAAUGAGAGUCUAUGUGCCAUGAACACUGGCUUAUAACUGGGGUCUUUUACUCAGUGUUCUUUUAAUGUUGCAAUCAGAAUUUACCAUCAAUCCCAUAGUAGCGAGAGCAGAGCCUAUUUAUAAGGAAGGACUAUUUAAAAGUAAGCCGGUGUUACAGAGAAAUUAAUUUACCAGUCUGUUGCGCUGAAUGAAAACUUGUUGUUUUGUUACGCCUGAUCUCUAUCUAAUUGGACGUGUCAUGUGACCCAAGCUUGGGGGGGUGUUGCGCUUCAUUAGUUUUGAAGCACGUGAGUGCGUGUUUGUUUGCACACCUGGUUUUUGUAUCCUGUACUAGGAAAUCAAUGUUAUCUGUAUAUAGAGCUGCCACUGCAUCUUUAUUGAGUUCUCGUGCAAGCUCUUGAUUAAACGAAGAAGACAUAUCCUCCGCCCGUGCUUAAACUCAAUUACAAUAUUUGCUAGUGUUGUUGUGAUGUUGCAUUUGUAGCUGUUAACAUUGUGUCGUUUUGUUGAGUUCCGUCACUAAAGAUUCUCUGAACAUAUCUAUAUCUGUGAUUAGUGUGAAUGUGAAAGGGGCAUGUUAAAAUCCAUGAGCAGUGUGUUAGUGUGUAGUAACUUGGUGUUUUCUUGCUGAGGUGGACUGAGAGACCAGGGCCAUUUUAAGGCACUAUAAGCCAUGAGUGUAGUCAUUCUAACAUCCUGUAUCCUGCUCACUCACCAAUGCUAAUAAACAUGGAUUUAAUCCUGUAUUAUUUAAUUUUGUGUGUGUGUGUGUGUG
Messenger RNA from Xyrauchen texanus (razorback sucker), 4021 nucleotides. Its product is annotated as myc box-dependent-interacting protein 1-like. The record is from RefSeq and is a predicted model, not a curated record. The coding region runs from base 152 to 1873 and encodes 573 amino acids. Gene Ontology annotation, molecular function: phospholipid binding; tau protein binding. The transcript has 20 exons. Gene Ontology annotation, cellular component: cytoplasm; plasma membrane; synaptic vesicle. NCBI's taxonomy places the organism in Eukaryota, Metazoa, Chordata, Actinopteri, Cypriniformes, Catostomidae.